CGGAUGUUGUUGGCUGAGGAGGGGAACGCUAGACGAUGAGCCUUGUCAGUGUCAUUUUCUGUGUUAUAUUAGACGCUUUGUGAUAUUCUGACGCAUAAUUGUUAAGGUGUGAACAUGGAAGUGCCGUGCUACCUGCCCAAACUGCUCUUUGAGCUCAACGAGCAGCGUAAGCGAGACUUCUUCUGUGACUGCAGCAUCCUCGUCGAAGGCCGGGUCUUCAAGGCACAUCGUAAUGUGUUGUUUGCAGGUAGUGGCUAUUUCCGGGCUCUGCUGGUUCACUACCUGCAGGAUAGUGGUCAACGCUACAGCACAGCAUCUCUGGACAUCGUAACAGCCGAUGCUUUCUCAAUUAUCCUGGACUUUCUCUAUUCUGGCCGCUUGGCCCUGAACAGGAGCAACGUCAUUGAGGUGAUGUCUGCUGCCAGCUACUUGCAGAUGACAGAUCUAGUAAACUUCUGUAAAGGAUACAUCCGCUCAUCUUUGGAAAUCUGCAACAAGGAGAAGGAGAGGAACACAGAAAAGGAGAACCAGGGACAGGAUGGAGGGAUGGGUCCUGCAGACAGCGGCACUCCUGCUGCGGGAAUCUCGAGUGGUGCCGGGACGACCGAGCCCCAUUCACAGGUUGCAGAGGCAGACAAAGGGGCGGGUUUAGGUCCAGAGUCUGUGACCUCAGCUAGAACCCCCUUGUCAAUCCCUGUAGAUACCCCUCCAGGGACCAGCAGGGACAUGGACAGCGACUACCAGUCCAGGGAGGAGUUUACAUCUGAGAGCGAAGCACAAAAGGGACACAUGGAUCAGACAAACCGCUCAUCCUCCUCAUCCUCUGCUUUGACCCCAGAGCUAGUGAACCCCAAGAUAGAGUAUGAUCCCGAUGAAGAACUUAUGGAGUCUCCUGACACCAAAGAGCUUUCCUCGUUUCCUGGGCCCCCUUUGCAUAAUCCACAUCAUAACAGGCUACUUCCCCCAAGUCCCAAUGAGCGGUCCUCUUUGGGAUACAGUCCAUCUUUUAAUGCCAGGCAGAUGAUGGAGAUGCUGGCCAGAGGUGAGGGCCCCAGUCCUAUGGGGGACAGAGUGGGGCAGCGCUUUACCCAAGGACUAGGCAGCAGCACAGGAGGAAGCAGAAUGGAUGAAGGUUUAGGGUUUGCAGGAUCAUCUAUCAUGGAGAUUCAGUCCGACUGGCUUGGAGAGGACACAGGUGAUGGCUUGGUAGUGCCAGUGAAACUCCACAAGUGUCCAUUCUGCCCAUACACAGCUAAACAGAAGGGCAUCAUGAAGAGACACAUUCGCUGUCACACAGGAGAGAGACCCUUCCCCUGUCCAAUGUGUGGCAAGAGGUUCACAAGGCAGGAGCACCUUCGCAGCCAUGCCCUCAGUGUCCACAGACACUUCUGGCCGGUGUCUUGCAAGAGCUGCAGGCGAACCUUCACUGGAUCAGGUGUUUCUCCCGGACUCAGACGCUUCGGCAUCUGUGACAGCUGCAACUGUGUGACCACCACUCAUGAUGAUUCUGCUCCCGUUCAUGCUGCCAGUCAACCGGAGCCCAUGGAACGCGCAGAUGGAGGCACAGAUUGGUCCAGUUUUAUGGACGACGUGGAUGAGGUGGAGGUCGGCAGAGUUGAGGACUUGGUGGAGAAACAGAUGCUUGAGAGGCAGCUGGCUGUCUGCGCUGAUGUCGGUCACACGCUGUGAAUCUGUAGUCCUCUCAGUAAAGAUAGCACCACUUAAAUCUUCUGUUGUGCUGCUUUUCACCGUGGCCCUACUGUUAUUGAUGUUAAAUUAUUGCUGUACAAUGAGCUUAUUUAUUAAUAUGUAACUGAAAAAGGAUUCCUUUUUAUUAUUCAAGAUACUGUGCUCCUGUGAGAAGUGUGAGAAAUUAAUGUGGGUGAUUUCUACAAAUCAGAACUGUGCAAAUGGCUCCCCCAUCAAGGCUUGAGCAGGUCCACAGUACCUGCAUUGGCACAAUGGAACUUUGGGGUUCGGAUCGGCAUCAUGAUGACACAAAAAGAACUACAUGAGUUACUUUAACUUUCUGCCAAUGUCUUUGUGUCAAUGAUCAUGUCCACAUUCGCUUGAACUCUGUACAUAAAGCAAACGUUGUUUUCAAAGUUUUCUAGAUCUUUAUGAACUACACAGAAGAUGGAUAAAGUAGCUUAUUAUGUUAUUGAUUCCAGAUUAAAACAUCGGGGAAAAAAAGCUUUGCUUUGCCACGGUUGGUAUUCUUAGACUUGUUCUCUUGUUCCAUCUCUGUUCUAUCUGUUCUGAUUUGCAUGAAAUAGGAGUUGAGCAGGCGUGGACUCGAACCCUAACCAAAUGACCCCUACUGGAAAGAAGGCCGUCCUUCAUUGUCUUCCCUCUAGGUAAAACUUACACAAGCAAACGCAGACACUGAUUUGGCAAUGAGACAGAGGGAAAUCAUUUUAAUAAAGUUACCCUCCGUCUGAAGGCACUCAUUUAGAGGGUGUGUCAGUCACAGUGAAA
Messenger RNA from Solea solea (common sole), 2478 nucleotides. It is a transcript of the gene zbtb8b, whose product is annotated as zinc finger and BTB domain containing 8B. NCBI's taxonomy places the organism in Eukaryota, Metazoa, Chordata, Actinopteri, Pleuronectiformes, Soleidae. The record is from RefSeq and is a predicted model, not a curated record. Gene Ontology annotation, molecular function: DNA-binding transcription factor activity, RNA polymerase II-specific; RNA polymerase II cis-regulatory region sequence-specific DNA binding; protein binding. Gene Ontology annotation, biological process: regulation of transcription by RNA polymerase II. The transcript is spliced from 5 exons. Bases 115 to 1689 code for a protein of 524 amino acids.